Eimeria tenella is the source of this 1800-nucleotide messenger RNA. RefSeq lists its product as uncharacterized. The record is from RefSeq and is a predicted model, not a curated record. The annotation marks the transcript as partial. The transcript is spliced from 4 exons. NCBI's taxonomy places the organism in Eukaryota, Apicomplexa, Conoidasida, Eucoccidiorida, Eimeriidae.
AUGCGGCUGCUGCUUUUUCUCUUUAACUGCGUCUUUGCUGCUGCUGCUGCUGUUGCUGCUGCUGCUGCUGCUCAUGUGCAGCGGCUGACUGUUUCGGAGCUGAGAGACAUGCUGCGUACAGCGCGUGGAGCAGCAGUAGCAGCAAACAGAGAAGCAGCAGCAGCAGCAAAAGGCCCAGCAGCAGAAGCAGCAGCUGGAACAACAGCAGCAGCAGAAGCCGCAGCAGCAGCAGCGGGAACAGCAGCAGCAGCAGCAGCAGAAGCAGCAGCAGCAGCAGAAAGCUUCGAGCUGCUGUUUAUCGCCUUCACCAGCAACACGUCAACAGCGUGGGCAGCUUUGGCCCGACCAUUCAGAGCAGCAGCAGCAGACUAUGCGCGCGUUGAGCAGCAGCAGGGGCUGCUGCUGCUGCCGACUGUGUCUUUUCGGGAGUUCGACUGCGCAGCAAAUGCUGAGGCAUCUUCUCUCUGCACUGUUGGUCUCGCGAUACCCAUGUACCCCACAUUUCUGCUGCUGCGGCGGCCUGUUGCUGCUGCUGCAGCUGCUGCAGAGGAAACGUCCAGCCCUGAGGCAGCAGCAGCAGCAGCGGCAGCAGCAGCAGUUGACGCUGUAGUUGUCGACGCCUUCAGCCCCACAGCAGCUCCCAGCGGAGGCGAUUUUGUGCAGUUUCUGCUGCGCUACGCUUCUCCCUUCUCCGCCCCAACAGCAGCAGCAGCAGCAGCAGCGGAAGCAGCAGCAGCAGCGGAAGCAGCAGCAGCAGGGGACAGAUGCGUGAUAGACGUGGAGGGGCAGCAGCUAGUGGAGCUGCUGCACUUUGACAGCAGCAACGGCAGCAGCAUGCCUUCUUUCUUGCUUUGCCUGGGGCCCUACACGCAGCACUCAGCAGCAGCAGCAGCAGCAGCAGCAGCAGAAAGGGAUGCUGCGCUUUCUGCUUUCCUGAGAGCUUCGUGUACGUACCCAAGAAGGAAUUUGUUUCUGUUGUCUAGAGACCUUACCCUUUGCUCCAAAAUCAGCAGCAGCAGCAGCAACAGCAGCAGCAGCAGCAGCGGCAGCGAGAGCUCGUUUAUGCUGCUCGCGCUGCAGCCUCUCGCUGCUGCUGCUGCUGCUGCUGCAGAGCAGCAGAGAGGACAGCCCACGGAGCGGCAGCAGCAGCAAGAGAUGAUGACUUACCUGAGGAGACAGUGGAGAGACAGCAAAGAAAGGCAAGACCUUCUUGAAGCAGUCCAUGUUCUCAGCAGCACCAGCAGCAGCAGCAGCAAUAGCUGCAGCACCAGCAACAGCAGCAGCAAUAGCUGCAGCACCAGCAGCAGCAGCAGCAGCAGCAGCGGGGGUGUCUGUGUCCCGCUGCUGCUGGCGCAGGAGAAAGAUUUCUUUCUGCCUACGAUGGACGGCGAGUCAAAUUUCUUUCGGCUAAGGCUCUCAGCGGGAGCAGCAGCAGGGCGGGGGCGGCUGCUGUUUACUUUGGUGUUGGAUGCUGCUGCUGCUGCUGCUGCUGCAGCAAGAGCCAACGACGCUGCUGCUGACGCUGCUGCUGCAGCAGAGCGCAGCACGGCCAGCAGCCCCGCGCAGGCAGCAGCCUACGACAUCUUCGGGGUGUCUGCGGAGCUGCAGCAGCAGCUGCAGCAGCAAGACCGCAUGCAGCAGCUAGCUGCUGUCAAGAUGAAUGAGGCGCAGCAGCAGCUCUCUUACUUUUUCUCAAUUGCUGCUCGGCAGUCCCAGAAGCCCACGCUUGAUGCAGCAGCAGCAGCAGCAGAAGCAGCAGCAGCUGCUGCUGCUGCUGCCGAGGCCGGCGCAGACCCCGCA